AUGAAUUGGGGGUUAGCUUUAUUUCCUCUCGAGGUCGUAGUCACAUUUGCAAUUCUUUUUGCUUCAAAAUCAACUCGAGCUGAACCCGAGGAGAUUCAGAAUUCCCCCGUCGUUCACACCGAGUCUGGAGCAGUUAUCGGUAAAAUUGAAGCCCUUCCAAACGGUAAAUCAGUGUAUGAGUAUCUUGGUAUCCCAUAUGCAGAGCCUCCAGUUGGAGGGUUGAGGUUUGCAGCUUCAAAGCCCAUCAAACCUUGGACGGGGAUAAAACAAGCCACUGAGUUUGGAGCAACUUGUGGACAACCGGCAUUGAACUAUCCUAAUGCCGGCCUUUUUCGUCCAGGUAUUCUAUUUUAAAUGCAUGAUUAACAUCUUAGUUAAUAAGAAGGAAAUUUUAUGGCUCAAAUCAACGGACUACAGCUCUUCGGAAAUUUCUCCUUGAUAUACCAGCGAAUAUGUUUGCGUCGUACAUUAUUUGCUUGGUAUUAAAGUGCAUCUUGUUCGAAAGAACCAGUGCAGUUUUCCUUUACACUGCUUUAACCAAGGAGCUGAUAAAGUUAUUUGCCAUUACUGCUGGAUUAUAGAAUGAAAUUAGUUGAAAGUCUGCUGAAACUCCUGAUUUCCAUGUCUUUGAGAUCGUAAACGAGAUCGUUGCGUGACGCUGCGGGUGAAAUCAAUUUUUGUUUGAAGUGUGGCGAUUAAUCUGUAAUGGCUGUCUCUUGACGUCAUUAGCUUCACGGCUCAGCUGCUUUCAUCAUUUCGGGAUAACGAGCUCUCAUCUCGAAUAACGAUGGUCUAAUGUUUUUUUUUUCUGUCUCACUCUCUUAACCCGACUCAAGUUUCCAUGUCAUUGCGGUGAUCGUUUUACCAUCUUAAUAUUUUUUGUCGUGAAUGAGCUGACGCUCAUAAGCAUACAUCACAGUCGAAUAUCCGUGUCAAUAUUGUCUGGUACAUCUCUAAUUGUAUACAAAAACAUAUUGGAUCAUUAUCAGUGGCUAGGAACAGACUCUUAUAACAAACUACCGCACAAUUUUAAUAGAAAAACCCUCAUAUAAAACGUCAUUGUCACACAGCAACAAUUCAGAGUUUCAGUUGAAAUUCCUUGGAUGUGAGAUACGAAUUUUAGGUCCCUGGGUGUAAGGAAAGCAUUUACGAUCGAUAUCAACAUCUGCGAGCAGACCCUUGAUGUAAGAUUUUUCGAUCGGUAUAAACAUCUAGGCACGGGUUUAACAUGGAGGUACAUUGUAAGGUCAAUAUCAACAGCUGAGCACAGGAUACGCACUGGAGGUAAGAAUUUGCGAUCUACACAGACCCCUUAUCGUAAGAUUUUCCGAUUCAUGUGAACAUCGGGGCACAGAUAUGUCAUGUAAGACAUACUGAUAUAAACCCCUGAUUGUAAGAACCCCUAAAUGUAAUGUUUGUGCUACUGUUUCAGGGAGUGAUGAAGAGGACUGUCUUUUCCUGAACAUUUUCGUUCCAUCGACGAUUAAACUCGACGAAAAGAUGGUUGUGAUGGUUUUUAUUUAUGGCGGUGGAUUCACGCAAGGUUCCUCUUCUUCGUACCCUGGUGCAGUCUUGGCCGCCUUCAAUGAUGUAAUUUUUCUGUCAUUUAAUUACCGAAUAGGAAUACUCGGAUUUUUCAACGUUCCUGGCACUGAUAUCACAGGAAAUUAUGGGAUGCUGGAUCAGGUAUUUACUUUUCUUUUUAAAUUUUAAAGCAUAAACUUUUCGUAAUGAUAUUGUACAGGCAGCCACUUAUCCUAGUAUUGGGUUCAUGUAUUUUAUGAUCGUUAACGCCCAGCAGGAAACUAACUCGCUACACUAAGUUUUGAUUGUGGUGUAGACGGGAGGGAAUUUGAGGACUCUUUUUCGCAAACAGGUAAAUUAGAGGAUCUGAAUACCUGAAUACCCGAAUACCGAUACCUUAGUAUUUUUUAUUUGGCAGAAUAUCACCAGAAUAAAUCGGCUGCGAUUCAAUUGUUAAUCGUGGACUAAUAAUUCAUUUGUUGCGUCCAGGUUCUGGCAUUGAAGUGGGUUCAAAACAACAUUGCGAGUUUUGGUGGCGAUCCAAACAAAGUGACCAUAUUUGGUGAAAGUGUUGGGGGAAAUAGUGUCUCCCUCCAUUUAAUCUCGCCAUUAUCCAAAGGCCUCUUUCAAAGAGCCAUCAUACAAAGUGGCGCAGCCUCUUCGCCUUUAUUUUGUGGAAAAGUCACUCAGCCAAAACAGUUGGAACUUUUUGCAAAGGCUAUAAACUGUCCCUUCACUUUGGGGUUAAGUUUGGUGGAGUGUGCACGAGGUAAAUCAGCCAAUGAAAUCAUCAAAGGACAGGAAGGAGUUUCUCAUGCUAAUUAUCAUGGCCCACUUGACAUCUUAGCUCCUGUAGUUGAUGGCCACUUUCUGCCAGAUCUGCCUGAAAAUCUGUUUAACACCGGCAAAUUUCAUUCAGAAGUUGACGUAAUUACUGGUUUCACUGACAACGAAGGUGCUAUGAUGGCCAUGUUCUUGCCACAACAGGUCCAAAAUGGAACGAGUCUGGACAUCUUCAAAUAUCUUGUAACGAAAGGAUUGCUUUAUGCUCGUGAAAAGAGUAAACUAAUAGAGGACUUUAUCUUAUUCGAGUAUACUCACCAUGCAGACCCCGAUGACAAGGCUGCCCAUCGACAAUCAUUGAUGGACGUCAUUGGUGAUGCAUAUUUUGUAGCGCCUGCCCUACUUGAAGCCAAUGCUUUAGCAAAGGUAAAUAAUUUGUGAUCAGAUACAUUACAAAAACAAUAUCUAGAGAUUUCUUCACUGAAAGCGGAGUCACUGCCUGGUGAAUUACCAAUUAACUGAUUGCUAAAAAUGACUCAUUGACUGACAAUCUAAUCCUUCAAUUAAUUCACUUUGUAAUUAGAGCCGUGAAAAAAAACUUGACUGUCACAAUUGUGAUAGCGUCUGUCAAGACUAAAAUAUAUUUGGAAAAAAUGACUUUAGAUAAUUAAAUCAGUUUAUAUUUUUCUGCUUACAGGGAGGGAGGCCGCCAUUUGUAUACGUUUUCGAUUACCAGGCAGUCUUCUCGCCUUUGCCUGAGUGGUUUGGAGCUGUGCAUGGCAUGGAUGUCCCGUUUGUGUUCGGUGCACCUUUUCAAAGCUUGUCGGAACCGAUCAUUGAUAAGCUGGCAUCAAGAUUUUCUGACAUUGAAAAAGGGCUGAGCUUGUAUGUCAUGAAAAUGUGGACGGACUUUGCCAAAUAUGGGUGAGUAAAAAUAAAUAAUAAAAAAUAAUAAUAAAGGUGGCACAAAUCUUCUUCAUGUUUUUCAAAUUCCAAAUUCUUUGCAGGAUCGUAGGUCCUUAACGUUUUCGUUCGUAGUAUAAAAAUUAGCAUCAUGAAAGACCUACAAUUUUUCAAAAUAUUGUUAUCAUUUUCUGUACCAAGAGAAAAUGGUGCCUGCAGAAACACCACGGCCUCUUAGAAAACCUUUUAAUUUUUGCCGUGUUUUAUGAACCCGUAACUUGAAAAUAGUUGAAACUCCCAGUAUUUACUAGUAAGUCAAUUGGUGAAUAAAGGUUUAUCUUCUUAUGAUUCAGUGUAAGUAAAUAUUCCAUUUCAAUCAUGGUUUACCCAUAUGACUACUUGCAAAUAAUUGCUGCAUCUUUGACUUUCCAAACAGAUCCCCGACGCCCCCCGAAUCAGGACCCUCACCCGUCACUUGGCCUAAAUUUACAGAGCAAGACCAGGAAUAUCUUAUCAUUGGCUUGAAACCAAAGACUAAACGCAGAUACAGGGCAAGAAGAGUGAAAUUUUGGAAUGAGAUUGUUCCUAAACUGACGGAGUUAUCACAAAUGCAGAAGAAGGAAGUUAAAACGCAAACAACAAAAGACGAGCUGUAAACGAUUGCGAAAACAAAGCAUUUUUACCACAGAACUGUGAACUUUUAAAAGCUCCUUACAUCGAUGCACUUUUGUUUUUAGAAAGGAACAAUCGCUUUCUAUUUCAGUCUUUUUCAUUCCCAUGCAGAUUCGGAAUCUUACGGUUAACAGAUAUCUUUGUUCUAGCAGCUGUGCAUUUUAUUUCAGGAUUAAAGCUCAAAAUAACACUCAAAUUGGAUUUUUGCAGAAGUACAUUUUCGAGGUGGCUUUUCGUUUAAUGUUUUUAGGUCGAACUGGAAUUUGGACAGGUUUUUGUGGAGGGGAGGAUAGAGGACAUCACUCGCCAUCCCUGCGACAACAUACAAUUCAAAAGCAUUUAAAAAUUGUUUUCCUUUUUCUGUUUCUACCCCUUCCCUUUCUUUUAUAUUCCUGUUUUAAUAGGUCCUUGCGCCGAUUCACUCUCCUUUUGCCAUGUUUUGCUUCGCCUCACACCAACUUUGCGAGUUUGCCCUUAAACGUGAGUAAAGCAAGUUCGUCCUCGACAUUAGCAUUUCGUCACCAAAUCAUACAACUCAUUUCCUAACGGCAGAACAUCAUGAUUCCCUCUCUGUUCCCUCGGUGUAUCGAUCGAAGUGCAAUUUUUCCGCGGAAGCAUAAGAAAUUUCCAUCAACGCGCAAUUCAAACUCGUAGCCGUGUUAUCAAACACACGACUGCUGCACGGGUAAAGUCGAGUAGCACUGAGCCUUCGCCUUACUCCAGAAUAUGUCUAAGUGAUUUGACACUAUUUUAUGCUUUUCUCAGCGGCAACUGUCAAUAACUAGUUAUUUUGCCCUAUAUCAGAACCUCACGCUGACUCAAAACAUUAUCAGCAUUUCAUAAAAAGAAUCUUUUUGGAUAGCUUAUUAUUACAAGUUUCCGUUGACUCAGACGCUCAAAGAGGCAAGCCACGUGACUAACUUAGUUUCAAGCUUUAGGACUAUCUUGACUGGAUGAUCCGUAUUUAUAACUGUGAAAACUUAGUAAUUUAAUAUCAUCAACUGAGUUGAUAGCGUAAAUUGGCCAUCGUAAAGAGUUUUAAAGCUGACGUUUCGAGCGUUAGCACUUUGUCAUUCGCUCUAACGAGCAAGAAAUAGGCAAGAAAUGUCUUGGAAAGCAUUUUAUAAGUGAAAGGAAACUACAGUAGACAACAGCCUAGAAACCAUCUUGUGUUUAGUGAGUUAAAGAACUGAAAAUAGUGCGUAAAAAAUAAAGAUGCUGAACGCUACAUGUUACAGUUCUACGAAUUGUUUAUUUACUUUUCUGAACUUUCCUUGUUCUCUGGUUUGUUUAUUUGACAGCUUAGAACUACGAUUAAUUUUCAAUCCUCAGGAAGCAAAUCGGUUUUCGGACACCUUCGCUCGACGCACCAAAUAAACAUCUCAAAGCACUUACGGGUACUGGUGAUUUUAAAGAAUCAACUCUUUAUGUUGUGGUGUAAAAGUAAUUAUUGUUGUGGUUUUUUUUCCUUUUUCAUUUUGUUCACAAACUGAAAUUCCCAAGAUCUCUGUAUCCUGCUGCCGACGUUCAUACCAUGCAGCAUAACCACCAGAGUACGCUGAUUUGCAAAUUGACAGACAGCACAGGCUCAUCGCACAAUUCUCACAAUUGUCGGCUGAAAAGAAUUUCGUGGUUUAAAAAAAAAUGCCUUUGGAAAGUGUGUCAAAUCCGAAUCCAUCGGAUCCCAAGGACUCUCCUCGUCCCUUAGGUUUGAAAAGUGUCGGCGUGGAGGACAAGGUAAUUAUAACUUCCUUCUUGUUACGAGCUGCAAAACCGGCAUCAUAUGAAGUAUCUGAUCAUACUGUGGUAUAUAGUAAGUACUAAUGGCUGUUCUAUCAAAUGAUACGAGUGUGUGUUUCCCCAAUUUCUGUUUCGAUCAAUUUCUCCUGGUUGAGGCUCUGCGGAUAGACUCCUUCCGUGCGCUAACUUAUCUAUUGUAGGCAUUUUCUGUUACAAUUAGACGAUAGUCAUCAAAAUUCGUAGAAAAUUCAGCAAUGGCAACAUGUAGACUUUUUGUCAUUCAUUUGUCGGAAAGCUUCAUCAUUCUCAGGAGUCAGAAAGAUGAUUGAUGAAUGUACCAUGAUGAUGAAUGUACCAUGAUGUUUUAGCAUUGGAGAUAUUGAAAUUGCAUUGCGAGAAAAGGAAUAAUCGGCAGUAAUGUCGCAAUGCAAUUGGCCAAUUUACCAUUGUCGAUAAGAGUACAGACAAAGCCGCUCGCGUGAACGUGUCACGCAAUGGUCACACAAUGAAAGAAUCAUUUUAUUUGACGUCGAUAUUGUGGUAAAAAAACAAAUCAACAGUAGUUUGGUGUGGUCUGUACUCUUAUCGACAACGAUAUUCUUCAUCACCGUUGUCAAAAUUUAAUUUUUUGCGGUCUCAGCAUGCUACGCCUCGUGAGUCCACAACAUUUUGACCACUGCGCCGACGAAUAUCCAAUAAGAGUUAAGACUACGCUAAACCACUUUCGAUUUGUUAACCUCACCAUCAACUUUCACUUUACCAACUUCCUUUAGUUAAAACCAGCCAAUGAAAUGCAAACAUGCAACUGUGAUAAUAUUCCUCAUUUCAGUAUUUUCGGUUUCAACAAGUCCCGGGAGUCUUCGAGUACCCUGUCCUGUUUUUCCGUUCAGUUAUCAUCUUUCCCCUUACGUGUGUAAUUCAAUAUAAAAAUAAUACAUUGAUACUUACGCAGAUAAACUUCCUUUUACAGGUCAACUGCAGAGCUUUGUGUUUACUGUCCAAGGUUAGAGCACUACUAAUUUGCGAUUUGACUGAAAAUUCUAGAACCUUCUCUCCAUAUUGUAAGUCAUGGAGAGACCGGUUUUGUGUUUGGAGUAGCUUUCAGGAAUUUGUCUUGGUUUUUAACGAUAUUAACGCCAAAAUACUACAAAAAGAAGACAGAACUGAGGCUCUUGGUGGUGAAAGCAUGAAAUUACUUUGCCGGCAAGAAUGGAUAAGGUAUUAAAUCCGUGAAAAAAAAAAAAGAUCUCUAUUUUGAAACCUCAGUCACAAAUAAGUCUCAUUUUCCUACUAUCAUGGUCAUUACUCACGUUCUUAUCAAAGAAAGGUCAACAAAGACGGAUGUCGUUAACAUGUAAAUCUUGGUUUUAGGUCCAAAUCAUGAUCUUGAGUUAUCCAAAUCCACUGGAAUUUGCUUCCCUUUCAGCAGUCUGGUCCAGCCCCGUCCUUGACUUGAACUAACUAUAAAAUUUAAAUACAAAAAAUAGCGGGUAAACUCAGAAAUAAAGUAUUCCGAGCGUUGACUCAAGGGGGAGAGAAGAAUGCUACUGAUAAAAAUUGAGAACGGAACGAUAAACGAUGAGCUGCAAGAUUAUUGGUUGUUGGGCAAUAAAUAAAUAGAGGUCUAGCGUCACAUUCGUGCCUGAUAAGCAGACUGACGUCGCUGCCUUGGUCAAAGAUUAUUUUCUUAAAUAGUCUCUCCGUCGUUCAGAUGGACCAUGUGCACCCGCGUAACGCUUUUAUAAUUUUUUUGAUAUUCUUGUUUUCUGAGUUACACUUUAACAGGUAGAGCUUUCUUUGAAUCUUUACAAAAAUGGCUUCUUGUUUAAGGUUCUUUGUAGAAUCAUUAGCUUUUCCUGUUCAAACGCAUGAAAGUUAUGAUCGUAAUUCAAACAUAGUAUUGCACCAUGCACCUUCUUGCAAGAGGAAGACUCGACUCCUCCGAUUUGCCUAGCUUGAAUUGAUAACCGGAAGAGGUAAUAAAAAUUGAUGCCAUUCAAUAACGGUGUAAAUACAGAAUUUGACUGGAAGGAAAAAAGGUCAUGGGUAUUGGUGUCCUUGAAUAGAAAGCUCCGCUUACGAUAGUAUCCGUUUGCAGAAAGUUGACAGUAUAAAUAAGGCGGUUUUGUUCUGGGGUCAUGAUUUUGAGCAUUUUCGGUUCGUGUGUACAUGUGUUUAAAUCAUUUUUACUAAGUAUUUGUAUCUUAAGUGCACUUUUUAAAACUUUUUAUCAUUGUCAAAUUAGAUCAAACAUCGCUCAGUGAACAUCACAGGAACAGCUAAGGAUAAUGUGAUCUCUUAACGCAGCUAAGAACCAUCCCGCGAUUUUCCUUUUUCCUUUAGCACAUUUCCGUUUCUGCUCCUGUACCACUGAGCAAGCACAAGACACGCCAGGUAACCUUAUCAAAACUCACUUAGAAUAGUUUCUAAUGCCUGAGGAUAUUUUUUUAGAAGUGGAACUGUUCGUUAUCGAAAGAUGUAAAUUGACUCGCUGGCCAGAAAAGAUAUUUUGGGCUAAUAUUAAAAGCUGGAAAGUUGUCAUUUGAGUGCUUCUGGUCAACAGUCUUGGGUGUGGCAGGAUACUGAUUAAUGAUGUUCCUUCCGCUGCAUUGAAAAGCGAAAAUUGAAAGGCUAUUUUUACCAUUAUUAUACUUUUGGCUCAUAUCAUGCUCAUGCGCAAAUGAAAACAAUUAGAUUGUUAUAAAGUCUCGCUUUGAAAAGGUAAGACACAUUCGUCCUCACACUACUCACAAGCAGUUCCUUCAUCAUUGAGGUAGAUCAGAUUACCUCUGAGGUUGCCGAGGAAAAGGCUAUCUACGAGAAGUAAGUGGUUGUAUUAUAAAGCUUGCUAAAUAUUUAUUCAUUUGUUCCCGUUAGGAAAUCCUGUGCUGACCGCAAGGAAACUAUAAGUGUAUUUAUGUUUGCUAAUCAAUUAGCUGAAAAUCUACGAUCUAUUAUUGUUGCAACGUGUAUCAGGGCACAGCUGAAGGACGAUGUCAGGAAACAAGUAAUGCUGACCAACGAAAGAAACAGCUUGUCUUUAAAUAUUGAAGCAGAUCACAAAUACUAACGACAGAUUAGAUGAUAAGGCGAUUUUACAUUUUCCCUCCAACAGACAGGUGUUCACUAAACUUCAAGCGAAACUCCUUGCGUGAAUCAAAACAUGUCUUCCUUCACUGCUUUGUCGAUUUUGCUUACCCUAGGUGAGUUGAAAGAAUAUGAACUGUUUUUUAAAUGCUUCGGCACUCAAAUGAGACCGUAUUGAUUAAAUAAUGAGAGUCAUUGAUGCUUUUUCCGUCACAAUAUGUCUGUGUCUCUUGUGCAGUGGCGUGGGCUCAGCUCAUUUAGACUGAGUUAAGGUGAGUCUUUUAAUUGCUCAUCAUUCCAGUCAUCUUUUUGGGUGGUGAAUCUCACUUUUCAAAAUGUGCUCACAAAGUGAAAAAUAAUAACAGUCGAAGCCACGUUUUCAAAUAACAAUGAAGGGAGAACUCAGAAAAGUUUAUAAAGAUUUCAGAUUUUUCUAAUAACUAUACAUAAACAGGAAAAAAAAAGUUGAAAAGAUCUUUCAAUUUGUAUUAGUCUUUUUCGAGAAUUAUGUAUUCAAAUUUCAUUCUUUCUGAUUCCUUUGUCCUAUUCGGUAAAAUUCCCUUAAAAUGCCAGUUGUUUGGCAAGAACGUUUAGCGCGACUGAGCUCACAAGUCACCCACAUCAGGCUUUUUUUACUUGCACGGAUUCAAAAAAUUUUAACUUUUGGUGGAUCAAUGUAAAUGAAACUGUUUGUAGGGAAAAAAAAUAUUACAUGUAAACGAAUGUGCCUCCUUUCCUGGGGGGAAAAAACCUGUGAUGUUCAUAGGGGUUUUACGAAAUCACAGGAAGAAAUCUGCUGAUCAAUGAACAAGACUAUCAAUCAGUGAUACUUGAUGACUUUUGUAGCUUAAUAAUCUAAUUUGUUUACAUCGCUGCUUAAUUCGAGGAUCAGCAUUCUCACUAAGUCUUACGAUAUUGAAAACAUCUUCUUUAGCUCAAAUUCUUCUUACAUUAAACUUCAAAUUGAUUAAAGUCUUGACAAAGCAAAACCGAAGCAUAUAUUCGAAUCUGACCAACACAAGCCGUUAGAUCGAGUAUUUCUUUCUCGUCGACCAACAAAGAAAUGCUUUGAUUGUGAGCAUUUCAUGAUUCUCAGCUACGAAAUCUUAGACUCAAAUGAUUUUGAAAAAUUAUAGAGGGGCUUCUAAAUUCCCCAGCUUUGAUUGUGAACGAGUCAUUUCCUAAGUCACUUUCUGCAUAGUAAGCACUUUCACUUUAGCAACUUCCUUUAGUUAAAACCAGCCAAUGAAAUGGAUACAUGCAACUGUGAUAAUAUUCCUCAUUUCAGUAUUUUCGGUUUCCACAAAUCCCGGGAGUCCUCGAGUAUCUGUCCAGUUUUUCCGUUCAGUUAUUAUCUCUUCCCUUACGUGUGUAAUUUAAUAUGAAAAUAAUACAUUGAGACUUACACAGAUAAACUUCCUUUUACAGGUCAACUGCAGGGCUUUGUGUUUACUGUCCAAGGUUAGAGCACUACUAAUUUGCAAACGUGUCGUCACUCAACAAGAGAAAACAAUACAAGGGAAAUUCCCGAUUGGACUGAAAAAAAACUAUUUUGACUGCAUUGUGCUCUACAAAAAAGGAAGUCAUCAAAAUCACGGCGUUGUAUUUUCAAUGCCGUUUUGCAUCAAUAAACCAAUGAUAAGUUGACGAAAUAAGACUCGGACUAUCGAAUAAAUUGACCCUGAGCUCAGAAUUUCACGGUGAAAGGUAAACUUUUCAGGUAUGACAAAUAAAAUGCAAUUUUGAAUGUACUAUCUCCUUUCGUGUUGUAAAUGAGUCCCAGAAAAAGCCUUCCAUCCUUAACUACUUAGGGCUUUUCCUGCAGUCAGUGAAGUUCGUUUGUAUAUAAUUUGCCUCAAAACUAAAAUUCAAACUCUAAACGGGAAAAAGCGAUUAACAACAGGGACAACAGGUUUAUUGUGGUUGAAAAUGUACACUUUUAUUUAUAAUAAGCUUGGUCGGCCGAUGGAAGUUUUUUUUACACCAGAGACAACCAACUCUCAGUACCAAAAAAAUUUUAGAGUGCCCCUAGGAAAGAAUAGAAAUCAAUGUUAAUUUAACAAGUUUGAUCGUCUUUUUUUAGGUGAAAUACCGAAAAAGCAUAUGUGUCCCAACGAGACGUUACGUCUGGAAUGUAGAGAACUGAAAUCUUCGUAUGAAUACAUCAAAUGGAAAGUUUGGGAUUCUAACAGCUUGAAAUUUAUUGAGAUUGCUUAUUGUAACAAUUCCCAGAAAUGUACUCUUCUGAGUCAUUCACAGGAGUUUGAUGGAAUCAUUGUUAAAGGAGUAUCCAAAGAAAGUCUCAUCAUAAAACGGUCAACACGAGAGGCAGGGAAGAGAAACGUAACCUUUAAAUGCGUCUAUUAUGGAGAUCGAACCACUGCUAACCGAGUUGUGAUUGAUCUUUCCACCAAAUGUAAGUCUUUUUUUCAUUUCUCUCCGUGCGCUAGAGCAACUAAUUCGAUCAGGUAACAUUUUAUCUAGUGGUAGCUUACUGGUCAUGCCUGCUGAAUAAAUGAACGUUGGAGGACAGCAAUCGAAAAAAGGACGUCUUCAAUAAGCAAAACAAGCCCCAAGAGACAAAAAUGAUAAGUACAUUACUCUACAGUCUACGAAGGAUAUGAUAAAGAAUGUAUCUCCACCCGAGUGGGAUAGCAAGGACAGGAAUGGCUUUUAGAUUUCCCUAAUAAUCAUCCAGCUUCCAGUCUGUCGUUUGUCUGUAAAACGACUAUAUUUACUAAUCUUUUCAUUCCAGGUAUUUGGGCCCAAGAGGGAAGCGAUGUGAACCUGACUCACCACUUAAUCAAGAUGGUGCGGCAAUGGACACGAGUAGAGGACCUUUUUAUCAGAAGUAUGCCAAAUCCAAAGAAAACAAUUGCGUAUUGCACAAGUACGCAAUGCAAAGUACUAGAUCAUAGCUGGCCGGGGUUUCGAGACAGAUUUAUUCUGAAUAGUAAUGCCGUGAUGCUUAAAGGAAUAAAAGGAGGAGAUAAUGGCCUUGAAAUGAAAAUUGUGAUUCGCUGGAGCGGUGAGCGGCAAGAGCACUUCACGCUCAAGAUUCGCCUGAGAGAAGAAAUACCCGAAGGUUAGAUAUUAGGACUGUUAGCGAAUAUUAUGAAAAGCUCUAACUUCCUUUAAUUCAGCCAUUUACUCAUUAGGGACAUUGCUUCAGUAUAAAAAUGGUAUAUAAUAGGUAAAUACGAACAGAUACCACGCAAGAGACGCGGCAAAUUGACCUGGAAGACAUACAAUGGGUGUUUAUUUCGGAAACCGUGCUCGACAUAUAUAGCAAAUUGUGUAUGAACAACGUACUGAACUAGGGUAUGUCAAAAUAUUUUUCAUUGAUGGGUUUGAACGAAUGGCACUCGGGAUGAUAUGCUUGAAACGUUCCACAGGUGGCGCUGUUUAAGGAGAAGUGAGUUAUUCACUCAGGACUUUUUUUUUGUUUCAGGGACAAAUUGCAGCAAGCCUAACUCUAAUCAAACUUUCACAGAGCUGGUGAGUUUUUCUGGAUUCAGGCUUCAAUGGAUUGACCUUUUUUUAUUAAAUUCAUCAUGUGGCUGAUUUGAAGCUAGUUAUUUAAUCAACACAACAUCCGGAUCAUCAUUAGUAUCUUUCUUCAUAUGUUCGUCGUCCCUCAAUAAUACCAUUUAGAAUCUAUCUCUUUGAUCCUCGUUUGCAGGUUAGAGGCUUUGAAAACUCAACCGUCGUGCAGAUAGAGUCUGGAAAAAUUGUCGGCAAGAUUGAAAGCCUCCCACUUGGAAAAUCAGUGCUCACUUAUCUUGGGAUCCCAUUUGCCGAGCCUCCUGUGAAUGAAUUGAGGUUUGCUGCUCCAAACCAGGCCAAACCAUGGACAGGGGUCAGACAAGCGACAGACUACAAAGCUGCGUGCCCUCAGCCAGAUUUUCCAAUACCUAAUGUCAGAGUUGGAGAAGGUAAGGCAUGACGCUCAUAUAAAAUAAUAUGUAUAGCAACAGAGCAAAAAAAAACCUCCAGUGCUAUCAGGAAAGCACUGGAGGGAAAUUAGAUCAAUUGAAAGCGUUCUACGAUUUUUGAUAAACAUAUAUUUGUUCGAAGUGAUUGUUAACUCUUGCUUAAACACUUCCCUUUCUCAUAGUGGACGAAGAUUGCCUUUACCUGAAUGUUUUUCUACCGGCAUCCACUAUAAAAGCCCGCGACAAGAAAGCAGUCAUGGUUUGGAUUCAAGGCCACAACUUCACAUUCGGUUCCUCGGCUCAUUAUCCGGCCCAUAUCUUGGCUUCAUUGAACGACGUGAUCGUGGUAACUUUUAACUACAGGCUUGGAAUAUUAGGAUUCCUUAACAUUCCUGGCACUGACUUAAAGGGAAAUUAUGGAAUGCAAGAUCAGGUAUACGGAUCUAACCGUGCGGUAACGCAUUGUACAAAUGUAUUGUAAAGAAGACAGUGAUAUCAUACAAAACACUUACCAAUUAAAUUACAAACUAUAUACACCAAAAAUUAUGAAUAAAACUUGACUCUCUUUUUUCUUCGUCGAAAACUUCAAGAUCCAUUCUUCUUGAGUAAAACGUAGUUAACCAACGAACAAAAAUAUCUAAGAAUUACUUUGUCUCAUAUCUGCAGGUGAUGGUAUUGCAAUGGGUAAAAAAAAACAUUGCAAGUUUUGGUGGAGAUCCCAACAAAGUGACCAUAUUUGGUGAGGGUGCUGGGGGAAUUAGUGUCUCCCUUCAUCUUAUUUCUCCGUUGUCGAAAGGAUUGUUUCAAGGAGCCAUAAUUCAGAGCGGCUUUGCUACUUCACCUAUACUUAGAGGUAAUGGGGCAAGCACUCACACCUUGAAGGAAUUGAAAAAAGUCGCUAAAUGCGGGCCAGACAUGGAACUCACUCGUUGUUUACGGAGCAAAAGCCCGGCGGAAAUUAUUGAUACUCAAACAAGGUUUUCAUCACUUUUCCCCACCGAGAUAUCAGCAGAAAUUACCACGCCUGUUCCAGAUAGAGAAUUCCUUCCUGAAUUUCCCCAGAAGCUUUUCAAAGAAAGACGAUUUCCUGACAAAAGUGUUAACGUCAUGAUAGGGCUUACUUCACAUGAAGGAGCUCUUGAUUUGGUCCUAGAGGCGGGAAAUCUCGCCCAUGUCGACAGAAAGGAGUUUGAGUUUACCUUAAAACGUUCACUUGGUCUUUGGCAAAACAAAGAUCGACAUAGAGUUAUAGAAGAGCUGGUCAAGUAUCGAUACACAGACCAUAAUGAUCCUAGCAACAAAACUGCCAUCAGGGAAAUGAUGCUGGAGUUUGAAAGCGACUUUAAAUAUCUAGCGCCGGCAAUAUUUGAGGCCAGUGCUUUAGCGGAGGUAAAACAAACAUAGCUCGAUUAACUUAAUUAAAACACGCAACUUGAGGUUGUAGUUCGUUUCUUGUGACUUUUUUACCAAUUUGAAGAUAAAUUUAAAGAGACAAAUGCUAAACUUAGGUGGUAUGCAUGUAAUUGCAUGUGCUUUGGAUUUUAAAGAAAUUCUUACCAACUCGCUCCAACUCUUUUUUAUCAGUGAAUAGUAUUGUCCCUAUGUCAAAGCACAAAUUAUAAGUCAUUAAUAAUAUGCUGUUUUUAUUUUAUAUCUUGCAUUUUAGACGAGAGAGAGAACCUACCUCUACGUAUUUGAGCAUCGUCCGGACUUUACGCAGUUCCCGGCAUGGGCUGGGACAGUUCGCGGGAUGGAUGUCUCUUUUGUGUUCGGAGCACCAUUUAAGAAGCUUUCCUCUUUAAUCGACUAUUUCACGCCCAGAUUUUCCGAAAUCGAAAAGGGAUUCAGCCUAUACAUGAUGAAACUGUGGACGGAUUUUGCCAAAUUUGGGUAAGAACUGAUCAGAGUGUUCCUUAGUUUCCACUUCUUCCUUCAAGAAAAUUGAAAAUUGAAUUUAGGGAUCGGAAUGGGGCCAACUUCUAGGAGAAUCACGGUCUCUCUCGCCACGCGUCGCUUAGAAUCAAACGGUCUUUUCUGCACACAACAUAGCUAUUACUUAAUAGGUUAUUUUCCUUUUCAGAUCUCCUACUCCUCCCGGCUCUUCGAAAAUCACAUGGCGACAAUUUACCAAAGACGAGCAGUUUUACAUAGCUCUCGACGUGAAACCGAGGCUGAAGCAACGCUUUAGAGCCAGCCAAGUAGCUUUUUGGAAUGUCACAAGUAAGAUUGGUAGAAGAGGACGCAAAGGAAAGACAACUCCCAGAUCUUAUUUGUAA
This is a messenger RNA of Pocillopora meandrina, 14920 nucleotides long. The record is from the annotation of a GenBank genome assembly. NCBI's taxonomy places the organism in Eukaryota, Metazoa, Cnidaria, Anthozoa, Scleractinia, Pocilloporidae.